Messenger RNA from Cydia splendana, 1582 nucleotides. Its product is annotated as hemolymph lipopolysaccharide-binding protein-like. NCBI's taxonomy places the organism in Eukaryota, Metazoa, Arthropoda, Insecta, Lepidoptera, Tortricidae. Gene Ontology annotation, molecular function: signaling receptor activity. The coding region runs from base 135 to 1076 and encodes 313 amino acids. The record is from RefSeq and is a predicted model, not a curated record. The transcript has 8 exons.
ACUGCUUUGAGCUAUCUAGCCGAUUCUACGGGUUCGGAGACGGUGCUCCACUCUGUCAAGCUUCACCAAACUUUACAAGUGAUUUUAGUGCAAAAAGUUGUGAGAAUUAUCUGGAUUGAAUUAAAAGUGUUAAAAUGAGGGUGAUAGCAUUGUAUCUGGUGGUAGCUGCAACUUCUCUUGUAGAAUGCAAGCGGUACCGCAGCGACUACGUGGAGUACCCGGACGCCGGCGGCUGGCUCAAGCUGCACCGCGUACCUGCUAACUGGCAUGACGCCCGUCUACGGUGCCACCUCGAAGGAGGCACCCUGGCGUCUCCGCUGACUCAAAAGAUGUCAGAUGUGUUAAAGAGCUUCGUGGAAGACCACGAGCUGGGCUGCGGCAUCUUCACGGGCAUCCACGCCACCUUCUCUAGGGGAGACUUCGCAUCUAUCGAGGGAGUUCCCCUGGAGAGGAUCCCGCACCACUGGGCUUCUGGUGAGCCUGACAAUGACCAGGACUCGGAGCAGUGCAUCCUGCAGCUGAAGGAUGGCUCGCUGGCUGAUGUCAGGUGCAACGACACCUUCCCGUACAUCUGCUAUCGCAAGUACACCAACCAGAUAACCAACGCCUGCGGCACUUUUGACAAUGAGUACCAGCUUGACUCGCGCACGGGCAGCUGCUACAAGUUCCACCUGGUCCCGCGCACCUGGUCGCGCGCGCACAUGGCCUGCACGGCCGAGGGUGGCCAUCUGGCCGUCAUCAACAGCGGAGCCGAAGCCAAGGUCCUAGAGGAGCUAUUCGCUAAGAACCCGGCCGGCAAGCUGCAGGCCAGAGCGCCGUUCGGCAAGGACAUCGUCUUCAUUGGCUUCCAUGACUGGAACGAGCACGGAGAAUGGCUCACCGUCCAAGGGCAAACCCUAGAGGAGGCGGGCUACGCGCGCUGGUCGGGCGGGCAGCCAGACAACGGGACGCACAACGAGCACCGCGGGGAGUUCUGCGGCGGCAUCUUCCGCUCUGCUCAGCUGGAUGAUCUGUGGUGCGCGAUGCCGUAUCACUUCAUCUGUGAGAAGGCUCCCGACAGUUUGUUGUGGGAUUAACAGUAAACCAUAGAAACAACACCCAUAGGUUCCAUCACCUCGACGAUCUGUGGCGCUGCAUGACGUAUCAUUCAAUCUGUGAUCUGUGAGAAGGCCCCUGAUUAGUUUGCUGUGGGACGAACCGAAGAACCAUCACAACACCCGCACGUUCCACCUCCUCCACAACCUGUGGUGCGGCAUGCCGCAUCACUUCAUCUGUGAGAAUACACCACACCCGACAGCCUUUAAUUGUGGGAUGAACAGUGGAUCAACACUUCCAGUUCACCUCCAAGAGAGCUUCGGAUGCUGUUUUAUAAAUUUUUUGUUUAACUUUUUAUAAAAUGUAUUCAGUCGCUGUUAAAUACAGCAGAGCUAAAUGGGCAAGGUGUUUUAAAACAUCAAUACAAUACAUGUAACUUUUUUUGUUAAGAGAGCGUACGUAUGAGUACGUAGAUCGUUUUGAAGACUCUCCCCUUAACGUCUCUCAUACUUCUGUUGUUGACUGUCCAUUGCUAUUUGUUGUAACA